Messenger RNA from Cottoperca gobio, 5155 nucleotides. It is a transcript of the gene ptprc, whose product is annotated as protein tyrosine phosphatase receptor type C. Gene Ontology annotation, molecular function: protein tyrosine phosphatase activity; protein binding. The coding region runs from base 258 to 4175 and encodes 1305 amino acids. NCBI's taxonomy places the organism in Eukaryota, Metazoa, Chordata, Actinopteri, Perciformes, Bovichtidae. The transcript has 31 exons. The record is from RefSeq and is a predicted model, not a curated record. Gene Ontology annotation, biological process: negative regulation of protein kinase activity; positive regulation of peptidyl-tyrosine phosphorylation; protein dephosphorylation.
AGUCUCUUUUGGUUUGACAUCGCUCCCACUUGCUUGACUUGAAACCAGAGGCGAGGUUUAGGGUUUGGGGAACAAGUGUAGGAAGCUGCGUCCACUGAUAAGACAGAAAACAUAUGUAGUUUAAAAUAACGUCUUUUGACUAGAAUUGAGUUUAGAAUUGGAGAUACCGCUUCGGUUUGGCGUCUAAAUACCUGCUGCUGGUCCCAACUAGGACUAUACUGUAUGGUGUGUUGCCGUACACACCCUAACUCCUGGACAUGGCAGGUCUCUGUGGUCUCAAGACCCUGCUGCUCUGGGCUGGGAUCAUCGGUUUGGCCAACUGUCAAAUUGCAACUUCAAACCAAGCAUAUGUUUCAACCUUACCUCCACGCACCACCACAAAUUCUACAGACACCCCAACAACUGCCCACAUACUUCCACUCACCCUCUCAACAACCUCCUUAAACCCCUCAAUGCCAACACCUUAUUCAACUGGGAUAACUGCCACUACUGCUCCUUCUGCAAGCACCUUACCCUCACCCAUCAAAACCGCUCAGACCCUGACUCAACCUCAAAACACCACGUCCACCACCACAGUGACUCCUGACACCAAAGCCACCACACAAGCCCCUCCUCCUCCUCCACAGUGUCCUUACACCGUCAAACCCAUCCCGUUUGGCUUCAGGAUUGAGAUGACCUCUACCACUGGCAACUACACCAUAAGCCUGAAGGAAAAGGGAUCAGAGACUGGAAACAACUUCACCGUUCAGUUCUCCAAUAAAACACAUGAUAUCGAACACCUGAAGCCGUGUACUGAAUAUGAGCAUAAUGUGACACUCAUUGAAGGUCCUGACAACGAAACACCUUGUGACUGCACUGAAGAGACAACGAAGACAACUGGAAUGAGUAAAGAUGACAUUACAGAUGGCAGCAACAUGCCUGGAUAUGUUUGUUACCGUAGCGGCUGGAACAUCAGCUCUUCACUAGCAGCAUCAAAUAAUAUGUCAGCUAAGCCAAACGAAAGGGACAAUAAGGAGUUCUGUAUCAAACUUGGUUUCAAUGACACUUGCACAGAUUUGACUACGACGUUCACUUCAGGAAACAAAUGUGUAGAUUCCUUUAACCUCACCAGAAGCAUCACUGUUGGUUUCUUAAAUCCAAGUGAAAUAAAACAGACAAUUUCAACUGAUUUUCCUGUAAAAAUACAACCAAAAAUAUCUCCAAACUGCAAGAAUCUCAGCAUUGAUUACACCUGUCGGGAAGAUGGAAAACUCAGUGAGACCCGAACACUUUCUGAGCUGGAGCCCUACACAAGCUACAGCUGUGCUGGUCGGAUCACGGACAACAAUGUCACCAUAAAAACAACUGCUAUCAAGAUCAAUAUUGACUGUGAUCUUAAAAUAGACAUAAUAAAAAAACAGAUAAAUUCCACCAACACCACCAUUGCUCUGAGUUGGGACACAGACAUUAACAAAUGUAAAGAUGUCCUUGAUCUUCCGAAGCUUUCUUAUAUAUGCAGCUGUGUUCCUACUUCCUCAAAGCAGAAACAAAAUACUAUCAAAAAUUCAUCCGGAGGAACAUGUAUUAUUGAUGGAUUGAAACCAAACACCUACUAUACAUGUAAAGUCCAACCCCAAUACAACAAGAAGGAUGUUGCCGGACUAACUGAUGCUGAACAACAUAAGACUCAGGUUGGAAAACCACAACAUAUUGAUCAUGUGACUGUGACUCAACCAGAGCAUAACGCGGUUAAAGUCACCUGUACAUAUACAAAAGAGUUUUUUGGACAUGAAAAGAAAUUCAUCGCACGUCUUGAUAAUGGUGGAAGUCUGAUAGAGCGCACAGAAGAUAAAUGCGAGUUUGACUUCAAAGAUUUAAGCUACUCAACGAAAUACACACUGAAGGUGAUUGCUUACAAUGGAAAAAAAGAGAGCGAUCCCCACGUAACAACUUUCACCACUUUCUAUAAUGACAAAGCUGUCAUUGGGUUUCUGGUCUUCCUCAUCCUCCUCACGUCUGUGGCUCUUCUUUUGGUCGUCUACAAGAUUUACAUUCUGAAGCGCAGAGAGUCCCAUGACCUGGGUGAAAACAUGAUGCUUAUUUCGACAGCAAGUGACGAGGAGAACCUACUGGCUGUCGAGCCGAUUGCAGCAGAGGUCUUGCUGGAAACCUACAAGAGGAAGCUUGCUGAUGAGGGAAGACUUUUCCUGGCUGAGUUUCAGAGUAUGCCCAGAAUCUUCUCGAGGUACGCCGUGAAAGAGGCCAAAAAGGCCUGCAACGGCCCGAAGAAUCGCUACGUGGACAUUCUGCCAUAUGAUUAUAACCGUGUCCAGCUGACCACUGGAAAUGGGGAGACAGGAUGUGACUACACCAAUGCCAGCUUCAUUGACGGGUACAAGGAAUCCAAAAAGUACAUUGCAGCUCAAGGGCCGAAGGAGGAGACUGUGUGUGACUUCUGGAGGAUGGUCUGGGAGCAGCAGUCCUCUAUCAUUGUCAUGGUAACACGCUGUGAAGAGGGAAACAGGGUCAAGUGUGCGCAGUACUGGCCGUCUCCAGACCGGGAGGCAGAGAUCUUUGAGGAGUUUAUAGUGAAGCUGAACUCAGAGGACUACUGCCCGGAUUACACCAUCCGACAUCUCAGCCUAACUAAUAAGAGGGAGAAGAACUCAGAGAGGGAGGUGACCCACAUCCAGUUCAUGAGUUGGCCGGACCACGGCGUCCCCGGUGAGCCACAUCUGCUCCUGAAACUGAGGCGGCGUGUCAAUGCUUUCAAGAAUUUCUUCAGCGGCCCCAUCGUUGUUCACUGCAGUGCGGGAGUCGGCAGGACAGGCACCUACAUUGGCAUCGAUGCCAUGAUGGAGGGUCUGGAGGCGGAGGGCAAAGUGGACAUCUACGGUUACGUAGUCAGACUCCGCAGACAGAGAUGUCUAAUGGUUCAAGUAGAGGCCCAGUACAUCCUGAUUCACCAGGCGCUGCUGGAGCACAAUCAGUUCGGAGAGACUGAGACCACUGUGUCUGAGCUCCACAGCUCACUGUUCACGCUCAAACAGAACAACUCUGGCAAUGAACCAACCUUAUUGGAGGAGGAGUUUGAGAGACUCCCCAUCUAUAAAAACUGGAGGACAUUCAACACAGGACUCACAGAAGAGAACAAGAAGAAGAAUCGCUCCCCAUCUGUCAUCCCAUAUGACUACAACCGAGUGUUGCUGAAGCUAAAUGAAGAGCGCAGUCAUGACAGUGACCAUGAUGCGGAAGACGAGGAAGAGUCAUCAGAUGAGGAAGAUGAGGAGUCCACUCUCUACAUCAAUGCCUCCCACAUAGAUGGAUACUGGGGUCCACAAACCUUCAUCGCAGCACAGUCUCCGCUGCCAGACACUGUGGCUGACUUCUGGUUUAUGGUUUACCAGAAGAAAGCAUCUACUAUUGUCAUGCUUUCAGACUGCAGUGAGGGACAGAUGGAGUCAGACUGUGUCUACUGGGAUAAUGAUAAUAAAACAUUUGGGGACUUUGAGGUGGAAGUGGCAAGCACAGACACCUCCCCAACUUUCAUCAGCCGCAACCUGCUGAUCCGUCAUGUCAAGAGGAAAGAGAGACGGCCGGUGAAACAGUUCCAGUUCUUGAAGUGGGCGAGCAACGGGCUGCCGGAGAAACCUCAAGAUCUCACGGACAUGAUCAAGGACAUCAAGCACAGCUGUGGCCGAGGCAAAUCCCAGAGGAGCAUGUCCAUCGUGGUCCACUGCAAUGAUGGCUCGUCCCGUACAGGGAUUUUCUGUGCUCUGUGGAACUUGCUGGACAGCGCUGAGACGGAGAAGCUGGUGGAUGUUUUCCAGGUGGCCAAAACCCUACGCAAGGAGAGACAAGGCAUGCUCUCCAAACUGGAGCACUACCAGCUCUUGUACGACGCCCUGGGGGGGGUCUUUCCUGUCCAGAACGGGGAAGUGAAAGCGGUACAGGCCUCUGCGGCCGACUCCAUCCAGGUUGUCAAUGAAACCACAGCAGCAGAGCAACCAGCAGAGGAUAAGGCUGUCGGCACUACCAACAGCAACCAGCAGGGGGCAGCAGAGAUCCCUCCUCUUGUGGCUGAUGGGGCGGAGGAAGAGAAAAAAGAGGAGCCUGAAAAAGUUUCCAGUGCCCCCAUAGAGACAACACCACUGGGGGACACCAUCAACGAAGCCACUGUCACUGUGGAAGUCUGAGAGGGCCGGCAGGUGGAUGGCUGGCUGUGCUUUUUACUUUUGGAAAUAAGCGCUUCAGCUGAAUGCUUUCUUUUAAUUACUUUAUGACUGUAUAAACAUUGUAAACUGUUUUGGUUAAGAUUUGUUAAAUCAUUUGAUUACAUAUUUUAAUGUCGAUUUGCAAAAAUAUGAUUUAAAUUAAGUUAUAAAUAUUUUCUUAGAAAAAAGUGUAAGAAUGCAAAUAGUUCUGUUAGCAAAGUUUACUAGAAAUGCUGUUGUCAAACUACAGGCCUUAGUGAGAGACUAAGAACUAAAUGCCUUAUAUAAGUUGUUGCCUUAUAUUGUAUCUCUCUCUCUCUAUGAGUACAUGGUGAGUUUCAGUUAGUUUUUGUCUCCUAAAUAAACAAAUGCUAUAGUCUACAUUUAUAUAUGUAUAGCUGGCAUAUUUUAAUAAUUUAGCUGUUAAUUUUAAAAUGUGUUAUGUGACCAUUGUGUCAUUUCAUUAAAGAAGACUUACAAAGAGAGUCUUAUUUAUGCUGAGCAUUUGCUUACUUUAAAAAAAUACUUUUUUCUAAUGUUCACCUUUAUUGGAAAGUUUGUUUUUAAAGAGACAGGCAGGAUUGGGGGGAGUGAGGUGGGUAUGAUAUGCAAAGAAGGUUCCUGUCUGGAAUCAUUGUAAAGCUUUGAUUUCCUUAUAAAUAAUAUAAAUAUAUAUAUAUACUUUAGAUACUUUGAAUUUACUGCUUCCAAAACAACUUUAACACGUCCCAAUAACACAUUUCUAUCAAUUGCUUCUUACUAUAAACAAUGAGUUCCUGCAUAAAAAUGAUCUGCCAUGUUAGAACAGUUGUGAUUGUUUCACAUGAGAGAUGACUCUUGAAUGGCUCUUCUCACUGGUUUGACAUUAGCUGGGCUCUGUUGAAAAAACAAUGUCACAUAAUUAUGUUCACCGGUCAAGAUUAAGCAAUAAAAAAAGCAGAGCGUGCCACUGAGCACAAUCA